Molecule: messenger RNA, 2145 nt
Organism: Ceutorhynchus assimilis (cabbage seed weevil)
Lineage: Eukaryota; Metazoa; Arthropoda; Insecta; Coleoptera; Curculionidae
Source: the annotation of a GenBank genome assembly
CUGUCACGCACAUGAGACAUGACUCAUUUGAUUCAUAAAAAAUAAAAAAAUAAAAAUACUUUUUGAGUCCUUCCACUUUUGUAAUAAAAAAAAAGAAAACCCCGACUUCAAAACAAUUAAAAUCAACAACCUUCAAUGUAUAAUAAUAAUAAUGCACCAUAUGGAUAUCCUCAAUAUGGGGCUCAUUCUCAUUACAAUCAGGAGGCUCCUCAAAUACCCAAGACGAAUCGGUUAAUUUACGUUAAAAAGUUGCCACAAGUGCCCUCGCAGCAACAAGUACCAUCCCAAAGGAUUUUAUUCAAUCCGAAAUUUAUGGCCAACAAAGUGUUUGUAAAUCCAAAUUUCAAUAAACAAAAGGCUGCAGCUACUAUUCACAUUAAUCCUCGUGUACAUAUUAAUCCUAAAAAUGUACCUAAAUGUUUAAACCAACAGAUUAUAGAUCUAAAACCUCAGAAUGUACCUAUUGCUAAUUCAGAAGCAAACCAACAGAUAAUAGAUUUAAAAACUCACAAUAUAUGCAUUGGAAGUUCAGCAGGACUAGCAGGAGCAAGUAAACAUAUCCCGUUUGUUUUAACUAAAACCAAGCUUAUACGAGUUCCACCAAAUACAGAUAAAAAACCGAGACGUAGGUCUGUUAAUUCAAAGUACAAAAUUGUAAAAUCUGGAAUUGGGAAAUUGACUCCUAAAAAUAAAUUUAAAAUUGAUAAGAGGAAAUCAUUGGUUCCAAAAAAUAAUCUUUUAAAUUUGAGUGCUUUAGUAAAAUCAACAAUAAUUAAAAAGAGUGCUUCAAGUGUUGUGAAUAUCAACGGAAGGAUUUAUAAGAAAUCAAAAAAUUCACUAAGACGAGCUUCAAUUGGUAGCAUAAAGGAACAACCUAAGAAAAUUAACAUUUCAAAAUCACAGUACAAACUUGUUAAUAAAUCAAUUAGAAACAAUGUUGGAGAGAGAAAGAUUUCACAAUCUAAGUAUAAACUUAUUAAUUCUGAAAAUAACAAUCUUAUUGGAGAAAAAAGAAAAAUCUUGCAAUCUCAUUACAAACUUAUUAAUAAAUCAAUUAAAAAUGUUGGUGGAACAAAAAGGAACAUUUUACAAUCUCGGUAUAAGCUUAUUAAUAAGUCAAUUACUUCAUCAACAAAAAAUAAGAAUCUUGUUGUUGGAGGAAAAAGGAAAAUCUUACAAUCUCAUUACAAACUUAUCAAUAAAUCAAUUUCACCCUAUAAGAAAAAUAAGAAACUUUUAGAAAUGAGAAGGUUUAAAGUUGUUAGAAAACAAAGUUUCAAAAAGAAGAAAAUGUCUGAGAGGAAAUUCAGAAAGUGCAACAUUCCUUGCAUUACUUUCAGGAAGUAUGGUUUAUGCAAGGGGAAAGACAAAGGAAAAUGCUCUUUGAAACACGAUCCUGAUCAAGUGGCUCUGUGUACCAGAUUCUUGCAAGGUGCCUGUCUAAAAGAAAAUUGCCUCCUGUCCCACAGCGUUUUGCCAGAAAAAAUGGCAACCUGCAAAUACUACUUGGAAGGCGCCUGUUUGAAAGAAAACUGUCCCUAUUUGCACGUGAAAAUCAGCCCCAAAGCUGAAGUGUGCCACGAUUUUUUGGAAGGAUUUUGUGAAAAGGCCGUCCAGUGUGACAAACGCCAUCAAUAUUUGUGUCCCGAAUAUGAAAAGUACGGCAAAUGUAUGAAGCCGAGGUGCCAAUAUCCCCAUGGAAAAAUGGUAAGGUCUUACUUGAUAAAUAAAACUCACUUUGCCAAGAAAUGUUCUACGAGUACCGAUUUGAAAUCGAAAAAUGUUGACAAAGAAGUACCUUCAAAAUCUGAUGAAGAAGAAAAGCCACGUUAUUAUGUUGAAAACGAGUCAGAUUCCAAUGAACUUAUUACUAGAAAAGAAAAUUUAAAUGUUGAAGCAGUUGCUGGAAGCAGUAAUUUGAUAAAUUUUGUCGGAUCAAAGUCGAGGCCCAAAUUGGGAAAUUUAUCGGCUUUUAUAGAAUUCAGUGAAUUUUGACAAUAAUUGAUAGAAAUCAAUGGAUAUUUCUUGGCAUUGAUUUUAUUAAUUUCAAUUAAGCAUUCUGAUAUUAUGUAAAUAUAUAAAAAUUUGAAAAAUAAAGAGUAAAUACAUAUUUGCAUAUUUUGUUUUAUUUAUUUUACGUUUUAA